AUGGAUCAACUCAAGGGUGCCUACGAUAGCUUCACUGGAGGAAAUCGCCAACAAGAUGGUCAAGCACCUGCCGAAGGUCAACAGGGAAGCUCGAGUGGCGGUGGUGGCCUUCUAGGAGGCUUAGGCGACAAGAUCAACUCAGCCGCCGGUGGUGGUCGCGAGAGUGAGAAAAACGAAGACUACUUGGACAAGGGUGUCGAUUUUGUCCAAGAGAAAUUCCUCGGUCAAGGACCUCAAGACAAUGAGAGUGCAGUGGAGCAAGCCAAAGAUGAACAAAUCAGUGAUUUCAUUCGAACACAAUACAAGUCAACCACUGGCAAGGACUUCUUCAUCAAGGACAAGGACACAAAGUUGGGCUAG
Messenger RNA from Exophiala mesophila, 360 nucleotides. RefSeq lists its product as uncharacterized. The transcript has 3 exons. The record is from RefSeq and is a predicted model, not a curated record. NCBI's taxonomy places the organism in Eukaryota, Fungi, Ascomycota, Eurotiomycetes, Chaetothyriales, Herpotrichiellaceae. Bases 1 to 360 code for a protein of 119 amino acids.